GCCGGUAACACGUCUUUGUGAUGUUCCAGGUUCCUUUUGUGUUCCAUCCCAUCCGAGAGCUCUCAGGCCUGAGGAGGAAGCCGUUCAAUCGCCGGGACUCCGGAACUGUCGCUUUGCAUAAGCCGCUGGUGCGAGCGUGCUGCGCGAGCCUUUCCGCUGAAGCGUGCCCUAAAAAAAAAAAAAAAGAAGAAAGAACCACAAUUACGCGCAGAGGGGCGGCAUUUCGGACGCAGCUGCCGCGAGCCUCCACCCACCGCAGCGCAGUCUGUCGUGCUAUGGGGCGGGCUCGGCGCACAGGGGGCGGUGUCCCGGCGCUGUCGGCCCGGCGGAGCUGCGGAGGUUCGGCUGAACGGCCCGACGUUUCAAAACGUGGAACAUGACCAUUUUGAAGCCAGAGUCUUUUGAGUGUGUUGGAGAUGUCAGCACUGCCCUUGUCUGAUUGCCCGUGCUGAAGCCGGAGCAGCCAUUCUUUCUGGGUCGCCUGGUUACCUUUGAGUCACGGACAGAACCAGCGAUCGAGUACCAGUGGAAACGACCCGGUCAGCCCCGGGAGCACAGGCAAAGGCAGUUCAGGUUCAUGACUAUAAGGGGUGGAGCCUGACCGCACCUCACUUAAACCUUACAUAACAGCUGACCGCCACCGGGGAAGAAUCUCUUGUCUCCCUUAGGAACCUAGAUCUCUGGAGAUGGGAAAGUAAAUGUGCAAUAAGAAGAGCUUAGCCGAUCACAGAACACACCAUGGGUGUCCGUUUUCUUCUUCUGUUUAUUGUGGGGCUUUGCCGGGCACAGUACGACCCCAACACUCGGCCCGGGAGGACAUCUAUCGUGCAUCUCUUCGAAUGGCGCUGGGCCGAUAUCGCUCUGGAGUGCGAACGCUAUUUAGCUCCUAACGGGUUUGGAGGAGUUCAGAUUUCACCUCCAAAUGAAAAUCUCGUCAUUGGUGACCCCUCGCGACCGUGGUGGGAAAGAUACCAGCCGGUCAGCUACAAACUCUGCACACGUUCGGGAAACGAAACUGAAUUUAGGGACAUGGUGACCAGGUGCAACAAUGUCGGCGUAUAUGUUUAUGCGGAUGCAGUAAUAAACCAUAUGUGCGGAGGUAACGCCGGCGCUGGCAAUCAUUCGACUUGCGGAAGCUUUUUCAACGCCAAGACGAAAGAAUUUCCAGCCGUGCCAUAUUCUGCCUGGGAUUUUAAUGACGCUAAGUGUAAAUCCCGCAGUGGAGACAUUGAAGAUUAUCGAGAUUUGUCUCAGGUCCGAAACUGUCGCUUAGUUAAUCUUCUCGAUUUGGCCCUGGAGAAGAACUACGUGCGCUCCAGAAUCACAGAGUACAUGAAUUACCUCAUCGACAUUGGCGUCGCCGGGUUCCGGAUUGACGCCGCCAAGCAUAUGUGGCCAGGGGACGUGAAGGCGGUUUUAGAGGAGCUGAAAGAUCUAAAUCGUAAAUGGUUUCCUGCAGGAGCUAAGCCUUUCAUUUAUCAGGAGGUGAUUGACUUGGGAGGAGAGCCGAUCACGGACAGUCAGUAUUUUGGAAAUGGGAGAGUGACGGAAUUCAAGUACGGCGCAAAACUGGGGACGGUGAUGCGCAAGUGGAACGGAGAGAAGAUGGCCUACUUAAAGAACUGGGGAGAAGGCUGGGGCUUUGUGCCUUCCGACACAGCCUUGGUGUUUGUGGACAACCACGACAACCAGCGCGGGCACGGGGCAGGCGGAGCUUCCAUUCUCACCUUCUGGGACGCUAGGCUUUAUAAAAUGGCAGUCGGUUUCAUGCUCGCUCAUCCGUAUGGGUUUACGCGGGUGAUGUCAAGUUAUCGUUGGCCGAGAUAUUUCCAGAAUGGAGUGGAUAUCAACAACUGGGUCGGACCACCGAGUAACUCGGACGGAUCAACAAAGUCUGUUCCGAUCAACCCGGAUACUACCUGCGGCAACGACUGGGUCUGCGAACAUCGCUGGCGACAAAUAAGGAACAUGGUUAUCUUCCGUAAUGUGGUAGACGGUCAGCCUUUCUCAAACUGGUGGGACAACGGGAGCAAUCAAGUGGCUUUCGGUCGCGGCAACAGAGGCUUCAUUGCCUUUAAUAAUGAUGACUGGUACAUGAAUGUCAAUUUGCAAACCGGGUUGCCCGCCGGUACCUACUGCGAUGUCAUUUCCGGUCAAAAGGAAGGCAACACAUGUACGGGAAAGCAGGUGUACAUUUCCUCGGAUGGAAUGGCUAAUUUCCAGAUUAGUAACAGUGAAGAAGAUCCAUUUGUUGCAAUUCACGUUGAUGCCAUGUUAUAAUUUGCAAAUGUUUUUUUUUUAAUAUUGUUAUGUGGAAGAAGGAGAGGUCAGCUGGAUCUCAUGGAAUGUCUAGUUCGGUGACAACAAGAUGCCGGGAGAGAUGGACAGAAUAAGCAGGGAUGUGCGUUAGCUAGGCUUAAGAUACGCUCUCUGCCGCGACGCGGACUUGUUAUGGAGCUGGCUUGCUUUGUAGCCAAUGGAUCGUUAGUGGCAAUGUGCUGUGUUUGUAUGUUAGGAGUUAAAAAGCUUGCUUUGGAAAAUAGGUUUUUUUUUUGUGUGUGUGAACUGUAUGUUGAGUUGCUAAGUUGUGGCUGUGCUGCUAUGUAUGUAUACAGUUUGUGCCAGGUGUGAUUACCCACAGCUUUGUGAUUCUUUGUAGCCAUUGUAUGUAAAUGUCAGUGGAUGUGAAGAGUGUUGAUUUUUCCCCUUCCAUAUUUGGGAUCAUAGUAUUAUGUCAGUGUAAGUAGCGGCAAUACCAUGGGUAGGUUUUAAGGCGAUACCGUCCCGAUUAUCUGAAAUGUCAGUAAUGGGAGAGGAAAGAAGGAAUAGGAGGUUGAAAUCCAAGUCUGUGUUGAAUAGUAAAUGAUGCGUUUUCAAGGCUGAGAGAUGUUAUGUAAGUUUGUUAUAGCCAGCCGGAAGGGUCACUUAGCGUGAUGUCAGCAAAGAGCGCGGAUGAUGUAGUGUGUAUCGCUUAGAGGAAAACAGUUGUCUUUGUCUUGUGUGCUAGGCGAGUGCAUCACAAUCUCCAUGUAAAAAUUUUUUAAAAAGAAUAACUGGACGUGUUUUCUGGUACUCUGUCCUCACCUUUCUGAUUUGGUUCAGAGAGCCUUUGGCAUCUUAAGCUAUUUUCAGCAUUGUGAAGAAUUCAGAUGUCGUCGUAACUGCUUUUUUCCUGCUGAACAGCUUGAAUAACGCAAAUCAUAUUGAGUGAUUGUAAUGUGCCUUUUGUUAAUAAAGCAAUCUGAAGGCUUUUUGCUGCUUUUGAGCGAGAAGAUGUCGUGUCGUUUAAAAGAUAUCGACUGCUAAGGAACUCAGAUUUUAGCAAUGUUAUGACGUUUUGUUCAAUUUUGAAGCCACACCAAAUGAUUCUUAAGCAACAAGAAUGCACGUAUGGAAGCAAAGUACGGGAGAAGAAAGUGGACGUGGGACUUUUUAAACAGUCAUUAAUUAAGGUAUUGUUUUUGUUACAUAUUGUCUGCGUGAAAGCACAGUUUGAACAAGAGCAUGGAAAGUAUUUUUGAAAGGACCCUGUCAUAUAUUGUGCCUACCGGUAUGUCGGGGUAAUACACUUUGAAGAAGUGUCGAGCAAAUGAGGGUGUUAGUGUGACGGUUAGUUAUUGACAGUUCUGUGGUUCUGAGGAGUGGACAUAGUUGUCUAAUGUAUUUUAAGGUAACAUUCAAGACGUUUGAUGACUUUGUCACUAAUAAAUAUUAUGGCAUUUAAUGGAGUGGAGUAGUUUAAAGUGAAUGUCCAGGUGGAAGCAGGAGAGCAUGUUUUGUUGGCUUUUUUUAUGAAUUGCAUUCUAAAAUGUAUUGAUUUUGUCCUUCAAAAUGCUGCACUCUAUUUUUUUAUAUGAAUGUUUGUUUUUUGCUGUGCUUUAAUUCUUCUGAAUUAAACUUGUCAGUGUAAA
This is a messenger RNA of Coturnix japonica (Japanese quail), 3911 nucleotides long. Its product is annotated as pancreatic alpha-amylase-like. Gene Ontology annotation, biological process: carbohydrate metabolic process. Lineage: Eukaryota; Metazoa; Chordata; Aves; Galliformes; Phasianidae. The record is from RefSeq and is a predicted model, not a curated record. Gene Ontology annotation, molecular function: alpha-amylase activity; cation binding.